UGUGACUGGUCGUUAACUCACUUCUAGCGCAACCUUAGUCCAAGAUUUUCAUCUUGUCUCUACGGUGAAGAUGUGCCCAGGAAAAUCAAUUUUAAAGAAAUAACUAUGAAUUAAAAUCACUUGGACAGUUCUGUGAUUUAGCGAGGCUUCAUUACCUUGGUUGGCUAAUUCAGGUACUGGAAAUCAGGAUUUUUCUUGGUACACUAUUUUCAAAAGAGAUUUAAGGAAAACAGGAUUUGACCUUUCCAAGUUGGUCCACCCCUCGUUCGGAUGGCAUUUUUGGACUCGCAAUUCAACAAGGCCAGUCUAUCCCAAAUAAAGAACACGAUCCGAGAAUUAAGUGGAAGAGUCGCCGGUUGGAGUUGCGAAUCAAUGAUGCCCCACAGAGGACCGGGUGGAGUCAACCAACUCGGAGGUGUUUUCGUCAAUGGCCGACCUCUACCGGACUAUAUGCGACACCGAAUUGUUGAGUUGGCUCACUGUGGCGUCCGACCAUCGGAGAUCUCCCGUCAGCUACUCGUGUCUCACGGGUGUGUGAGCAAAAUUCUCGGAAGAUAUUACGAGACAGGCUCGGUACGGCCCGGAGCGAUCGGAGGCAGUAAACCAAAAGUGGCUACUCCACGAGUUGUGUCGAAGAUUCUCGCGUACAAGGAAGAAAACCCUUGUAUUUUUGCGUGGGAGAUCAGAAAUAACCUGCUGAGUGAGGGAGUCUGCGACAAAAGCAAUGUACCGAGUGUCAGUUCCAUCAACAGGAUUCUGCGCAAUGCAGCUUCGGAGAAAGAACAACGCACGGCGCACGAGAAAGCAAAACAGCACGUGCAACAUCUUCAGCAGCAGAUUCCAAAUGCACCUCAGAUGAAUGGGUUUCAAGCUCAAAUUGGUUUCGCUCUACCACACAACGGCCAGACAGCACUACCGACCACUCUUCAGACCCUUGCACAACAGCUGCCUAAUCCGCAUCCCGUGUCACAAGUUCCAACUCCUGUCGAGAAACCCACACACGCUCCAGAGGUUGUACAGAGCGUGGAAAAGAAUGACAAUGAACAUCAAGGCACGCCACAAAACGGCACGGAUCACAACGGGAAAUCAGAAACAGAAUCAAAACAGAAUGGUCACCCAGAGGGCGAGAUUGGAACAGUGGGUGAGGAACGCAAGAGAAAACACGAUGACACACCCGUGAUUGGGGACCAAAGCGACGAGGACCUCAAGAAAGAGAGCAACGGUACAACAGACGUAAAUGGAAACGAAGGCCCAGACUCUAAGAAAAGAAAACUUGGACACAUUGAGAAUGGGCAUAAGACUGAAGUGCCCGUGUACACUCGCGUAUCACCGACAUGGAUCAAGUACAACCCAGUGAUUCCAAGUGGAUUCGCCAUUGCAAGCAGUCUUAAUGGCUUGAACGCAAUCGCUGGCGACCUCAAUGGAUUAAACGUCAACGUAAAUGGCAUGGGCGGUUUGAAUGGUGUCAACGGGCUGGGAAGCGUUGGGGCGGUAAACGGAUUGAACAGCAUAGCACAGAUGAACGCUGUUAAUGGGAUGAACGGAAUGAAUGGAAUGGGAAAUGGUUUGGGGAAUGGAAUGAGUCUAAUGAACGGGAACAAUGCCAUCAAUGGAAUCAAUGGUCUGGCGGGUAUCAGCACCAUAAAUGGGAUUAACACUUUGGGCAACAUCAGCUGUCACAAUGUCAACGGAAUGAGCGCCAUCAAUGGGAUGCACUCAAUGAAUGGGAUAAAUGGCCACAGCAAUGGAGGAAUGGCACACCCUGGUAUGGACCAAGAUCGGUCACUUGGACAGAACGGAAUCAACGGCCACACAGAGAAUGUCCACUGGUCGCCACCUUACCCUAUGGUCUGUCUUCCAGAUUCAAAUAAUUCCAAUGGAAUUACCCAAACUAAUGGUAUAAAUAAACAAGAUUCAUUUGCACCACAGAUUGCCUUUCAGAUAACCAACACGCCUAGACCAGACCUUCAGAACAAUUCUGCCAACUCAACCACUGUAUGUACGUCGGUUUUCGCACCCAUAACAACGGCAACGCCAAGAAAUCACUCCCUUACCAUGGCAAAUCCCUUGACCAAUGGCAUUCAAGCCAUGCAGUUUUCUCGACCAAUGGCGACCGAAUUUACACAGCCAAUCAUGAAGAUGAUGGCACCAGCCACAUUCCUGCCAUUAAGACCGUCUGGAAUAACCUCCCUUGAUACCAUAACUCAUGGGUGAGCAAACACGCAGGAAAAAAGCGAUGGGAAACAAGGCAAAAGUUGAUGGCGUUGCCUUUUUGAGGAAUCCAAGUCCUUCGACAAGCAUUUUGGAGAAAAUGCGCAUCCAUCCUUUCAUGUAUCCUAAAAUUUUGUCAAGCACGUAAGAUGUCAUUUCUCCUUCAUGAGAGGUGAUCUCUUUUGUUUACGACAGGGAGAAAAAUCGAUUUAUUUUUCAAAAACAUGUUCGAAACAGGAAUGUUAUUUUCCAACAAAUUCGGAGAUAUCCUUUACAAGAAAGGUUACUUAUUCAAAUCUUAUUUUAUCUUCACCAUAAAGGUAAGCGUUCAUUAUAUGAUAUAGUCAGUAUUUAGAAACACUUACACUGUGAAGUGUUUACAUGUAUUACGACUAACAGACCGGUCAACUUAUACACGAGUUUUUUGUCCUAUUGCUAGCUGAUAUCCUUACAAUUCAGAGACCUGUUAACGUUACCUGUCGAGUCUAACCGUAGGUGCGGUUUCAGUCGUGUCUUAUUCAUGUUCUAACUCGCCCUCACGCAACUAUAAUUUGAAAUGAUCGUAUUGAACAAACUCCAACGUCACAUAAAGUAUAUAAAUUUAAAUCAUGAUUAGCGAACAGUCGGAAAUUAAUUUUACUUCCUAGUAUUGAUUAAUAUAUAUAUAUUUCGGCUUCUCUAAAAGGAAACUCUUUUUAAGCCAUAUAUGCAAAUGCAGAAAAAGUGGUUUAACCCGCUACGCUUUCAGCUGGUCAUGAAGCUCGAUUGGCUAUAAUUGCAGUGUGUCACAAUAACGUAUUCAUUUCCCAGAAGCCACAAACAUACGAAAUUCCCACUGAAGAUGAUAAUGUGAAGUUUGAAGUCAAAAUAUUACUGCAUCUUCCUUUUUAAUUUUUCCCCAUCGUUUUAAACUCGUCAUACCAGCUAAAACUGCUUUAGCAACUUUGAACUAACAAUGCAUGCAUAUCCUACUCAUCCAUUUUAUUAAUCGCCUUUGCCUUCGAUGAGUAAUUAACCAAUGAAAUCUGUAGUUGGUUUCUCAGUAGCUUUUACACAGUUAUCAUGACUUCACCAAUGUUGAUAAAAAGUAAUAGCAAGUUUUAAAGUUUUUGUGCUUCGCGGCGCGCGCUGAAGGGCUCCGCUAUUAUUCUGAAGCAAUGUAAAGAGAACACAAAUAUUCAACUGCCUAAUAAGGCCUCCUCUAAAUUUUAAUUCACGAAUAAAAAAUCGAGGAAUAAAUUAAUAAUGAGUUAGUUAUCGAGAGAAAAAUAGUACAGGAAGCCAACUGCUUCUUGCCAUAACCAUGCUUGACGCUGAUACAAUUGUGUAGGCGCGAUGAUCGAUCUCCUACCUUUUCAGUUUGUUAAUGCUUGAGUAAGUUUGUUGCGCUUGUUUAUUCUAUAUAAAUAAGCCAUUUUCACUUUCGCUUUGCUGUAUAAAAGUAGACAUAAAUUGAGUAGUUUCCUUACAAAACAAAAUCAUUGAGAAUGAGGUAAGUGGGUCAAACUCAUGAAAUGGAAGAUGAUAGCAGGGAAGCUUUUAUCUGAUUCUUAGAUAUUGCAGAGGAACUUUUCCAACCGAAUGAAAAGUAGAAACUCAACUUCUGACCCAUACACCUACAGCCAAAUCAAGUGGAAUGCAAGGGGAGGUUAAAUUGAUGUUCUAACUUGUAGGUUGCCGCUAAUUAGUGUAUACUACACAAGUGAAUAAUGCAAUAAUGCUUUUUGUGCGCGCUGAUUGGCUGGUUCGCAAGUGAUUAGUAAGUGCUGUUCCAAAAAACCGCAGAGACAAAAUCGCGCGUCGAAUAUUGAAUUUCCAACAAUUUUUUGGCAUAUUUAUUGAAAUAAACUGACUACUUUUUGGUUUCUGUGUGGUAUAUACUAAACCAAUUAUUAACCUCCGUGUUGGUAAAGGUGGUGGAUGUGCAUCUCACUGCUCCGCUGCUCAGUAAAUAUUUAAUGCUAUUCAAUUUGAGUUCUCCUAAGCAAUUGUAUUGGUUUUGGUUUUACGACACUGAGUCGAAAAGAGCCCUAAUACUCACCAAACAAAAUGCAAAGAUCAUCAGUUUUUCUAUCCCACGACACAUUCUUCCUGAUUUCUUUGUAGUAACUUACGUACACCUUUCUUAGUAAUAAGUUUACAUUCAGCCCAACCAGUGUCAUGCUAGGCAUGCCGGGUAACAUGGCGGCUAGCCCGCUGGGGAACUGGAUGAGAAUGUACAAAGUGUUUAUCAAGAGAGAAUAUAUUUUUCCAUAUUGCGUUAUAUAUCAGAUAUUAAUAAAUUAAACAAUGUUCUCAAAUAACUUUACUUCAAAUAAUUCUGAAUUCUUUAUUUGUUAUUGUUAGGUUCUGUGAUCAGUGAACUUCUUUCAAAGAAAAUCUUUCGCUGUCUACAAAUCAGAAGUAGUUUAAGUCCAUCGUUUCAUUUUGUUUUUCGUUGUUUUCUCUUGGCAGAACAUCAGCAUACUCGUUUUAGUUUUUAAAAAAGAAAGACCAUCCAAGUUUCUAUGAAAGAAGUUCGCAAAAUCAUGCUUAUUAUUACAGUUGAAAGACGCAUUCUUUAUUAGAGAAACAAGCGAAAAAAUUGUAUUUAAAUUCUAGAAUAUUGCAAUCAACGUGGUUGCAGAUUGUUUAUUAGACGAAAUGUGUAAAGAUCAUUGAGGAAGCUUAAUGAAAAAUAUUUAAACCGUU
Stylophora pistillata is the source of this 4902-nucleotide messenger RNA. RefSeq lists its product as uncharacterized. Lineage: Eukaryota; Metazoa; Cnidaria; Anthozoa; Scleractinia; Pocilloporidae. Gene Ontology annotation, molecular function: DNA-binding transcription factor activity, RNA polymerase II-specific; RNA polymerase II cis-regulatory region sequence-specific DNA binding. Gene Ontology annotation, biological process: regulation of transcription by RNA polymerase II; anatomical structure development. The record is from RefSeq and is a predicted model, not a curated record.